GCAAGAGAAGGCUAAGGCUUCACCAGCUACCAUCUGCUACUGCUCCAGAGAUCUGCUCAUUAGGCAAAGGAAAAUGAAUAACAAAAAUAAGACCCCACAGCAGAAGCCAAACAUUGUGGAGAACACUAAUAAUGCCAAGAAGACAAGAACAGAUGUCCAAGAUAACAAAAAUGUAGCAGAUCCAAAAGAUAAGAGGCCUGUGACAGAUCCAAAAGACAAGAAGCCUGUGACAGAUCAACAAGCCAAGACACCAUUUACAGAUCCAAAAAACAAGAAGCCUGUGACAGAUCCAAAAGCCAAGACGCCCGUGACAGAUCCAAAGUCCAAGACACCCGUGAUGGAUUCAAAAGCCAAGACACCCGUGACAGACCCAAAGGCCAAGACACCUGUGACAGACCCAAAAGCCAAGAUACCCGUGGCAGACCCGAAGGACAAGACGCCCGUGACAGACCCUCAGGCCAAGACAGCAGCGGCAGACCCUCAGGCCAAGACACCCGUGACAGACCCUCAGGCCAAGACACCAGCGACAGACCCUCAGGCCAAGACACCAGCGACAGACCCUCAGGCCAAGACACCCGUGACAGAUCCAAAAGACAAGCCUAGGGCAAGUGUAACAGAUCCAGAAGACAAGAAGCUUGUUUCAAUUAUAAAAGAUCCAAAACACAAGAAGCAUCUGACCAAAAGAAGAACAAAAAAGAGCGUGACAUUUUCGCCUGAUACAAAAGAAGGUCCAGCUGUGAGAGAUACAAAGGAAAAGGGUAUUGUAAUCACAGUGCCAGAGGAAAAGGAUAUUGUGACUACAGUACCAAAGCUAACAGCAAAGAAAUCCACGACUAUCACAACGAUCAUGCCAUUUAGGAUGGACACACCAGAUGUGAGCCCUGUGCCCGAUGCGAAAGACCAGGUUGUGGCCGCACCUGAAAAAGACACAGAAGACACCAGUAGUGUGCCAUCUGAAACAGAAAUAAGACAAGUGAUUUUUUGGCCACGUGCAGAACCAAGAGAGAUUACCAUAGAGCUAAGAGGCAAGAUUUUUGUGUUCGAUUCAAGAAACACGAUACUUCUCAAACAUCUGAGAGAGGAAAAAGCCAAGGCCGAGGCUGAGGAAAAAGAAAAGAAUGCCAAAGAAGAGGCGAAAAGGAAGGCUACACCACCCGUGACUGUGGUAGAACCAAAAGAUAGUGUGGCUCAGUUAGCUGAGACUGUAGUUGAAAACGCUGUCACUACUGCUGUUCAGAUUGUGGAAGAGCUUAAAAACCCCAUCAAGAAAUUCAGGUGGAUCACUCAUGGGGAUUUCACAGUAGAAAAGUGCCGUAAACAAAUUGAAGAUUUUUUUUUGUGUUUUGGAUAUAAAAAACGCUGGGUGCACUCCGCACAUCUUAUGGAGAGAAGAGACGUAUCUCACUCCUUCUACUACAUCUAUCUUGUGUCCUGGAGUGGUGCCACUGCUGUGAGACCCCUGUCACGAGUCAGUGCUAAUGCCUAUGUCACUGUCAAGUUCAACAAACGCAAACCUCCGGCUAUGCCAGUUAAAGUCUUUUGUGUCUUUGAGACUUCAGACAUCCUUCAAAGACCAGAAAAUCUUGCCUUUCAAGACCAAUGGGUGAAGGAAACUACUGGAACCAAAAAUAUUUUGUUGGACUCCAUCCCUGUUAAACCUGUGUCAUUCUUGCGUGACUUUGACAAUGAUUAA
Messenger RNA from Jaculus jaculus (lesser Egyptian jerboa), 1693 nucleotides. RefSeq names its product A-kinase anchoring protein 14 (gene Akap14). The record is from RefSeq and is a predicted model, not a curated record. The transcript has 6 exons. Bases 74 to 1693 code for a protein of 539 amino acids. Gene Ontology annotation, cellular component: cAMP-dependent protein kinase complex. Gene Ontology annotation, molecular function: protein kinase A regulatory subunit binding. NCBI's taxonomy places the organism in Eukaryota, Metazoa, Chordata, Mammalia, Rodentia, Dipodidae.